This is a messenger RNA of Chanos chanos (milkfish), 5848 nucleotides long. RefSeq lists its product as uncharacterized. The coding region runs from base 439 to 5175 and encodes 1578 amino acids. Gene Ontology annotation, biological process: regulation of transcription by RNA polymerase II. The record is from RefSeq and is a predicted model, not a curated record. NCBI's taxonomy places the organism in Eukaryota, Metazoa, Chordata, Actinopteri, Gonorynchiformes, Chanidae. The transcript is spliced from 2 exons. Gene Ontology annotation, cellular component: nucleus.
CUACUGAUAAUUUCUAAGGAAAAAUACAAUUAUUACUGACUAUUGGUUAAGACCACUAUAGAUAUUCAUAGUUUCAAUGUUAUGACUUUUUUAUUAUAUUUUUUUUUUUUAAUCUGGAGGUAGGAGUAUUAGUUUACAGCACAACCUCAGUCUUGACUGCCGUUUAUCCAGGGACAAUUCCUCAGGAUUCUGUUUUGGAUACCAAAUGGAAUAGUUUUCUUUGUUCUCCUUUUUUCUUUUCUUAUUAGUUCUUGGUCCACAAUCCCAACAAGCCCCCACUCAGUAGCCAUUCUCACUUCUGCUACAAAUUUUGAGGCAUUUUCCUGUAACAGAAUCCAGGGGGCUUUACGUUCCCUGGUUCCCACGAGUGAUGAACAGUGCCAGUCGGGGGAGGAGAAAGUGGAGCCGUCUGAGGUCCACAGGCAGACAGCGUUGGAAAUGGUCCUGUCCUCCCUCUGUCCCUAUCACAGGAAUCUGUUGUACCACAUCCUGAAGUAUGUACGCGAGGACCACAGCGUCUCUGUUGCCCUCAGAGACGCUCACAGGCGCCUUCCAAAGCCUGACCCCCGGUGCUGUCAGACUGGCAGGAAGCCAUCCGAGAAUUCCUCGGUGUCCCUUGGCGACUGCACAGUGGUCAGAACCUGUUGUCUUCAGACCUGCAGUCUCGCCACCUGCGCAGUAGCUCCCGUGUGCGUCUGCUUGAAGAACCUGCACGGCCUGGCUUGCCAAAACGUCGCCAUCGGUUGCGUCGGCAAAGUAAUCUGUUCCGCUUCAGCGAUGUGCUAUGCGCAUAGAAUACUUCCAUGUGCGCACCAGAGCAACGGGGAACACGCGUACAUCGCACAUGUGAGGAGCGUGGAAAGCAUUCCGGUCACAUCAAGGUACGUUUCUGAUUCCCACGACGCUUGCCGCGGUUGCCGUAGCCCUUCCCCGCCGCCACUCUCGCCGAUGCCUCUAGACAUCGAGAGCAAAACGUCUGAGAAGAACAACAGCUGUCACAGUCAGGACUGCAAAGCCCAGAGUACACAGCCUCCACCUCUCCUACCUCACCAAGCAGAGGGUGACGACACGGUUUUAUGCACUGACACGCUUAAUCAUGAGAGUCCUCCAGCCGAAGAGCCUGAACAGCAGAAAGGGAGUCUCAUCACAAUUGCACAAGUCUCAGAUAGAUCUUUCAUAGAUCUGAUGGACAGGUUUACGGAGAAACUGAAAACCAUCAAACCACCAGAGAAGGAGCAGAUUCUCAGCUCGCUCGCCAGCCAAAACUCCAAAUCCAGCGAUGACACCCACUUGAGGGAGAUCAUUACGACCGUGCUACACAGCGGAAAGGACAGUAACGAUUAUAAUUUGAACGAGCUCUUUAAUCGCCACGAGGCCAACGCACACCGCUCCCCUCAGACGCGUUCCCGUAGGAGACAGGAAGUACGUGCAGCCAUGGCCAAAUCUCCAGAUCUUCCUGCCUCCCGUCGACAAAACCUACAGAUCAAAAUGGAGCUUGCUCGCCUUGACCCGUCACUUUCUAGGAGGAAGUCAGGGACUGAGAGGAACAAAUGUCCCAAAAAUGUCAGACAUAGUCCUCCCUUUUCACCGUCCUCUUCUGAGCCGCUUAACUGCCCAAAUCUGGACAGGCUUAGUAAAGGUGUAGAUAAAGAGAUUAAGAAAGACCCCACAAACAAUCAAGCAUCAACAACACACAGUAACCUACUGGUAAAAAAUGCUCCUGCAAUUCAGUGCAAUAUUAAUGAGCAAAAACCACCAACAUACCUAAGUGAACCACAAGAUCCCUCUCUCCUAGAUGAAAAUAAAGAAAUGCCACCAGAUUAUAAAAUUGUAGAAUCACCAAAACCUGAUGAAAAUCGAGAACUACUACCUCCCUAUGAGGAGAGAGAGUUAGUAGCUCCUGAAACGAAGGAAUUGGCACCAUUAUCAACAUUGGGUGAGGCUGCUCUGCAAUUGGAGGGUGUGCGCCACAGAAAGUCCAAAAUGAAACCAUGGAGAUAUGCUGAAGGGUCCGCUUUUCGAGGCAGUGGUGACAUUGGUAGGUCGAGACGAAAUAUUGUCCCUCCUCAGCGCUUUUCAUCCUAUGUCACAGAGCCACGUAAGAUGUACUUUGCUGCAUGUUUUUCUGAAAGCAUUUUCAUCAAACGCUCACCUAAAAGCAAUACCUCAAACAAAGUUUAUGCCACAGAAACAAAUAAAACAUCCAGCACAGCGGACGUCAGUGAAGAGACCACCAAAACCAAAGUUGAAAGCAGUAUACAAGACUGUGAUUUGCCGUGUGUAACCAUAUGCAGGUCUCAACCCACAGACGAAUCAGAUCAUUUAUCUAAAGAAAAGGGUUUGUGUGAAGGUGCCGUUAGUGUAAAAACAGUUUUACCCAAACGGAGUCCACGAACGAAACACCGUAAGGACCCCAUGUCACCUGCAAAGACAUUGAAACCUUUUGGAACUCAGAAUUCUGACACUAAAUUGGAAAAAUCUGUAAGUGGUUCUGUAACAUCUGACAGUGCUGGGGAUUCUACAGAGAGCCAUUCAGGUCUCUUGUACACAAGCCCAAUAAAGCUAAUGUUUGUCUCACCUGUGAGGAGUGAAGAAGGGGUGAAAUACACACUGAAAUCUGCAGUCUCUGGACCAAACUCUGACGGACAGAUGUUUGAUCCAUGUGUCGUGGCCUCUUGGGGCGAUAAUGUUGAACCAUCCACAAGUACUCAAAACACCGAAUUGGCUUUUCAGUCGCCGAAAAAGGGUGAGGGUGGGAAAGACAAAAACACCUCACCGAAACCAUCACCAACUGAUACAACGAAAACCCCUGGUCAUUCAAACACUGUUGGUGAGGACCAGGAGCCCCUCCUGGUCACUCGCGAGCCAACUCCUGUGAAAAGGCGUCCAGGACGCCCCAAAAAAUUGGGACCUCAAAUGGAAAAGCCAGCGAAACGUCCCAUUGGCAGACCCCCAAAACUUAAAACUGCAGAUUCAAACAGUUUGAACAGUAAGAGUGGUUCUCAAGAAGUGAAUCAAAGAGCCUCAGAAACUUCAUGUGACGAUGCCAACAAAAAUCUGAAAAUAACUAUAGUGUAUGGAAGAUCGAGAAGGGCAAGGCGGCUUGUGUCUGAAGACUUGGAUCUCCCAAUGGACCAACAUAUGUGUGAGAUCCUUAAUGGAGCACAAUACAGUGAGAAUCACUCUGGAAAGAACAUGGGGGGUAAAUGCAGUAACAGAAAUUCCCUCGUUGGUGCAACCAAAGACCAAAUGGAGGAUCUCAAUUUUGUUCGGCCAGUGAAAGACCAAAAAGGCACAGUACAUUCAAGUAGCAACAUUAAAUGUCAAAAACAGAGUGAUCUUGCUGUGACAAGGAAACCAGGUAGACCACCUAAGGUCAAGAUCUCUGGAAUCUCGGUCACUGUUACCACGGUAUCGCCCAGGCAACGAAAGAUCCACAUGAAACGGGACGCAAAAGAUUCACCCCCGCGGCCCAGAGCACUUCUGCCUGAAUUUGAUUCUCCCUCCAAAGAUCAGAGGACAAUCAGUGCAUCACCUAAUGGCAUUUGUAAGGAUGGGACGUGUACAGGGGAGGAUAAGGGUGACAAUCCGAAAUCGCUGCUUAAACCCGUGAGACAGUCCCUCAGAGAGAGGAAGCCCUCCAUUUAUUUGCUGCACUCGAUUGCCACCGCUAGAUCGUUUAGUCACAGCAACGCAUUAGUACGUAAAUCUCGCAAACUCCUCCUAAACAAAGCCAACAGUGAAACCAGCCGUCUGAGGCAGCAGGGCAAGCCAGAGGAGGCGGCAACCAGAGCACUUUCCACAAAGACGAAGAAUGUCAACUGUUCACAAGAUUUGAGCCGUUUGUCUGGGAUUUCAGUGGAUUCCAUUUUUCAGUCCAAUGAAGCCUUGAAGUGGUGGCCUACCUCAGCAUCUACUGAGACCUUGAAUGAGGAGUUGGCCAGAAGGAUCAGGCUGAUGUCAGAUACGUGGGUCUCGGAUGCCCUGGAGGUAAGCAAGUCGUGCAUGGAAGAGAUGGAAAGCCUCAAGCAAAAGCCAUGUCAGAGAAUUAACGGGUCUGCAAAGAGGUCUGGUUCUGCUGUCAAAAUGCUGUUCGAGAGCCACUUUAACAUGGAGAAACUGUGCUCUUGGUUCAUGCAGACCACGGAAACCCAGUCGCUAGCCAUUGUGAAAAAAGCAAGUACGAGAAACCCUCCCGAGGUCUUUCACUACAACCCCAGUCGAGCCACCUCCAGAACAGAUUUUUGCCCCAGUCCCCAAGCAGAACGGCUCAGGAAGCACGUAAAGAAAUUUGCUAAAGUUGUUCCAAAGAGUCCUACAAUGCACAGACGAGCUCAAGAGACAAUGUGCAAUAAAAGCAGGUUAGGCGCAAAACGGAAACUCUUUCAGAAGAGCUCUCCACUUAAACGAAAACGUGGGUUUCAGCAGAGUCUCCCUGGGCCUAGAGGAACUUGGACGAUGUACAGAUCAUCUCUACUCAGGGCAAGGUCGAAGUUCAAAAGCAGAAAAGAGAGGACUAAGACAGAGCUCCAGAAUCACAGUGACCCAUUGAGCAAGUUGCCAUUGGGUAUUCAGCAACACAAGGAGCCAAGCCUAGUAGAAAAACAGCCGGCCUUUGGAGGCACUGUAUCCGUACCCAAAGGGAUGGUGCAAAAUACAUUCAACUCCUCAGACUGCAACAAAACUGCUAUCAAACCUCACAAACCAAUGGUAGAAAAAACUGACAUUUCCAAGGAAGAGAGGAUUUGCUCAAAAGCUUGGAGUCCAGAGACUCUCAAGGAGUGUAGGGUGUUCCUGAAGAAAAUCAAUUCCCCAGACACAGAAUCGACGGCUGAAGAAUGUAACAUUUGCACGGUGAAACUGUAUGACGUCUCGCCCUCGGGGUACAGCGUAACUGUCCAGAAAGUAGAAGAGGAGGAGGAGGAGGCAGCGGCUGUUGUGCCAGGAAAGACGAGGAGCUCGCCGAGGAAACUUGCCUCAUCCCUGAGGUGCCAGAACAAGGACGGGAGAAAGAAGGACAAGAGGAAAAGUACCAGCACAUGCGGAACGCCGCCGGCAAAAAUGGCACGACAAUCCAGAAGCAGCAGAGGCAUGGUGGGAGCGCGGUGGUGUGACUUUGUGCUAGGUAAACACCUAUCGUUUUGUGAUGACAAAAAGUUAUCGAUUUUGUUUUAAAUUAAGCAUUAAAAAUACAUCUUGCUUAUAGUCCAGGUAAAGCAUGUUUAGUGGUGUAGUGGACCAUGAAUUACUGAACGGCAUCUAUGUGUACAAAAAAAUGUUUUUGUUUGUCCUUUAUUUUCACAGGAACAGCCAAAUAGGCGGGAACGACCCUGUGUUUUCAGCAUUUUGAGCGAGACGUGAUUUGAAACUCAAACACACGGUGCCUUUAACGACGACGGUGUGGCUGAGUAACGAAAGAAAAAGAAAAAAAAAAAAAAAGCAUUAGGACACGCAACCUCAGCAAGCGUCAUGUAGCAUAAAAACUAAAGUAACAGAAUCUUGCACUAUUUAAAUCUGUUCUGUCUUCAUUCUGUGUAGGGUAUGUUCUUUCUUUCUCUCUUUUUGUUUCAUUUUUUUUUUGUUUUGUUUUUUGUUUUUCUUUUCUUUUCCAGUAAGAAAUUUCAAAGUACAUUUAUGAGUCAAAAGAGGCUAAUAGUACUAUUGGUACUUUUUAGCUGCAUGAAGGAUUUUAUAGUUUAAAAUAUCUAUUUAUUUAGUUUUGGAUUUGUCAUUACUGUCAGACCAACCACUCAUCCAGCUGAAAUCCAAUCUGGACAAUCUGGAGCAUCAUUAGACUAAUUUAACAUUAAGUUAAAUCUUGCAUUCUCGGAUUCUUACAUUUUUUUGU